Molecule: messenger RNA, 1713 nt
Organism: Uloborus diversus
Lineage: Eukaryota; Metazoa; Arthropoda; Arachnida; Araneae; Uloboridae
Product: flavin-containing monooxygenase 5-like
Exons: 3
Coding region: 42-1691 (549 amino acids)
Molecular function (GO): N,N-dimethylaniline monooxygenase activity; flavin adenine dinucleotide binding; NADP binding
Source: RefSeq, a predicted model, not a curated record
AAAAUGUUGCAGUGCAUAGGUUUCGCCUAGAAUAAGAAAAGAUGCCGAAGCUGGAAGUGAGUAAUGAACUGAGCACGCCAAGUCGGCCAUCAAUUAUGAUGGAACCCUCAAGAAAAAGGGUGGCCGUAAUUGGUGGCGGAUCAAGUGGAAUUGUGUCAAUUGCCCAACUUAAACUGGAAGGUAUAGAACCUAUAUGUUUUGAAAAGACUGGUAACUUUGGCGGUACAUGGUACUACAGAGAAGAAACCAUGGAAGGAGUAGCUUCCAUCAUGCCAACAACCAUUAUCAACCACAGCAAAGAAAUGGGGGCUUGGAGCGACUUCCCUCCCCGUAAAGAGUACAGCAACUACAUGAGACAUAAUGAGAUGCUGCAGUACAUCACAGACUACGCGGAAUAUUUUGACUGUUUGAGACACAUCCAGUACAAUAAGGAGGUCACUGAGGUAAAAAGAAGCAUUGAUUAUGAAGAUACUGGACGAUGGAUCGUUUCCGUGAGGGACAACCUAACUGGGGAGGAACUUUCGGAUGUUUACGACGGUGUCAUGAUCUGCACUGGGCACAUAAAUUUGCCCAAAAUGGCAAUUUAUCCAGGACAACAACAUUACAAGGGCAAAGUCAUGCAUACUCACAGUUUAAAAGAAGUUAAGGAUUUUAAAGGCCAACGAGUGCUCGUGAUAGGCAUUGGAUGCUCAGCGCUUGAUGCAGCUGUUGAAAUUAGUAGCGUUGCGAAACAGGUAUACCUCAGUACACGGUGUGGAGCUUACAUAAUGAACCGAGUGGGACCGGGUGGGUAUCCAAUAGACUACUGCCUACUACGCCGGCACUUCUUAAAGCACAUUGACUUUUUCCCAAUUGACCUGUGUAGCAAGUUUAUUGAGCAUUUUUUCCUGAAUCCAAAAUUUGAUUACCAUUUAUAUACAGUAAAACCAAAAUUUCACACUCUGUCGAAAGAUCCUAUUCUCAAUGACCAAAUCGGCUCCAAACUUCUUUCGGGUGCAGUGAUCCAAAAAGGAGAUGUUGAGUAUUUCACUGAAGACGGUGUUGUCUUCUUUGGUGAAAAAACGCCUACAGAAAUUGAUACAGUGAUUAUGGGAACAGGUUACACGUGGAAGUUCCCGUUUUUAGAAGAAGGGGUAUUGACGAAACACAGAGGGGUGAUAAACCUCUACAAAUGCAUGUACCCUCCUCAGCUGAAGCAUUCAAGUCUAGUCUUCAUUGGAUUCAUAAAUCCUUUUGGACCAGGAUUCCCAUUAGGAGAACUUCAAUGCAGAUGGGCUGCCCAAGUGUUUGCCGGAAACUGCAAGCUGCCAUCAGAAAAGAAAAUGCUUAAGGACGUCAAGCGAAGGCACAAGAAAAAUGAAAAACGGUACACCCCGAGUGAGAUAAUGAGCAUACGAGUUGAUUUUUUGCAGUACAUGGACGAAAUUGCAGAGCAGAUAGGAGCAAAGCCAAAUUUAACAAAAUACUUUUUCACAGAUCCUCGACUAUUUUUUAAGUUGUGGUUCGGACCUUGUCUCUCCUAUCAGUACAGACUACGGGGACCUCAUAAAUGGGAAUGCGCGAGAAAGGCAAUAAUGACAUGUAAGGAAAGGAUGCUGUGGCCAUUAAAAAAUAAUGCUGUGAUUUUAGAGACUUCAAAAUUCCAAGGACAUUUUAAAGCCAUCAGUGAAGAAUCAGUGAUAAAAAUGUAACUAUACAUUUCUGAUGAUUCAU